CGUUACUCUGGCAACGCUUGGAGCGGUUUUCUUCGGUUGUCGCCGUUUAGCUAGGAAGUUUGGAAAAUAUCAAAUUUGAUGCCAAAAAUAAGCUCAGACUCGCUAUGGGAGCAGGCUGCGGCGGAGGUCCACAGUCGGGAGGCUGAAGGUGGAGAGGACGAAGGAGAGACGGUCAGCGAGAGGACCGUGUUUCUGAUGGGGAGCAAGGCUGGGGGUAAAACGUCCAUUCUCCUCAGAUGCCUCGACAGGGAUGAACCUUCCAAGUCAACUCUGGCGCUGGAGUAUACUUUCGGCAGACGGGCCCGAGGACACAACACACCCAAAGACAUAGCGCACCUAUGGGAGCUGGGAGGAGGGGUCUCUUUGUCAGAGCUAGGUCAGAUCCCCAUCACACCUGUUAGCAUCAGAUCUCUCUCUGUCAUCCUCAUUCUGGACCUGUCUAAACCCAACGCCCUGUGGGGAACCAUGGAAAAGCUGCUGCAGGCAGCACAAGCUCAGUUCGAGAAAGUCUCUUCCCAGGCACAAAAAGCACAGAAAGCCAAACCUGGAGCCAAACACCAGACGCCUGUCCACUUAGCAGCACGCGUCUUACCUAAAGACUAUCCCGACAGAGAGCUGAUCAGUCCCUUUCCUGUUCCUCUGCUCAUCAUCGGCAGCAAAUAUGACAUCUUCCAGGAAUUUGACUCUGAGAAGAGGAAGGUGGUUAGUAAAACACUGCGUUUUAUUGCUCACUACUACGCAGCCUCUCUUAUUUUCACGAGCAUCAAAACGGAGAGCCUAAUGUCAAAAACCAAGAGCUUCUUUUCCCACCUGGCUUUCGGCCUGGACAGAGGGAAAACUAUGUGCUGUGACUCCACCAAGCCUCUCAUCAUUCCAGCAGGCUCUGACUCCUUCAGCCAAAUCGGUUCUCCUUCUUCUACUGAUGUAGACAUUACUUCUCUGCAUGCAAAAAACCCAAAGGACCUCUGGAAGAAAGUCUACGAGCGUGUCUUCCCCCAAGAGAACACCAGCGAGCAGAGGGAACUAAAGGAUCCAACCAAAGACCCACAGUACUGUGAACCUCAGAUUGAUGGCAUGAGAGCACAGAAAGACCAGGAGUUGGAGCAGUAUAAGAGGGAUGCAGCGAAGUCCUGGAAAGGACUGGAACUGGAAACAUGAAAGAUAAUAAUAAGCUUUCUGCUCACACACUCUUAUUAAUGUUAAUACUUUAUACACUUUAUUUUGUUCCUUUUGUGUCAUUGUGUCUUUUUUUAAACCUAACAAAACUACUUGUAUAUUAAAGAUAAACGUGUUCUAAGAAAUAAACAAUUUGACAUUA
This is a messenger RNA of Cottoperca gobio, 1318 nucleotides long. RefSeq names its product dynein, cytoplasmic 2, light intermediate chain 1 (gene dync2li1). Gene Ontology annotation, cellular component: cytoplasmic dynein complex; ciliary basal body; axoneme. Bases 79 to 1158 code for a protein of 359 amino acids. Gene Ontology annotation, molecular function: dynein heavy chain binding. The transcript is spliced from 13 exons. The record is from RefSeq and is a predicted model, not a curated record. Gene Ontology annotation, biological process: intraciliary retrograde transport; intraciliary transport involved in cilium assembly. Lineage: Eukaryota; Metazoa; Chordata; Actinopteri; Perciformes; Bovichtidae.